Xenopus tropicalis (tropical clawed frog) is the source of this 2620-nucleotide messenger RNA. RefSeq names its product matrix metallopeptidase 2 (gene mmp2). Gene Ontology annotation, biological process: proteolysis. Gene Ontology annotation, molecular function: zinc ion binding; metallopeptidase activity; peptidase activity. The record is from RefSeq and is marked provisional. Lineage: Eukaryota; Metazoa; Chordata; Amphibia; Anura; Pipidae. Gene Ontology annotation, cellular component: extracellular matrix.
GUUUUCGGCAGAUACUCAGGCUGCAUCAUGCGGACUAUUAAUGUUCAUGUUUUAGUCUUCAUUUUCAAAAGUCUCAGUACAUUUUAUUAUGUUUCUUCUGCACCAUCUCCUAUUAUAAAGUUUCCAGGAGACAAAUCUCCAAAGUCAGACGUUGAAUUUGCUGCGCAAUACCUAAAUCAAUUUUAUGGCUGCCCUAAGGAUAAAUGUCACAUGAUGGUUCUUAAGGAUGCCCUUAAGAAAAUGCAAAAAUUCUUUGGUCUUACUGAAACUGGGGAGUUUGAUCAAAAUACCAUUGAAACCAUGAAAAAGCCAAGAUGUGGAAACCCUGAUGUAGCCAACUACAACUUCUUCCCCAGAAAACCCAAAUGGGACAAAAAUCAGCUGACAUACAGGAUUAUUGGAUACACAACAGAUUUGGAUUCUGAAACAGUUGAUGAUGCUUUUGCACGUGCUUUUAAAGUUUGGAGUGAUGUCACACCACUGGAGUUUACCCGAAUUCAUGAUGGAGAAGCAGAUAUCAUGAUCAAUUUUGGACGAUGGGAACAUGGUGAUGGAUAUCCAUUUGAUGGCAAAGAUGGACUUCUGGCUCAUGCAUUUGCACCUGGAUCAGGUGUUGGAGGAGACUCGCAUUUUGACGAUGAUGAGCUUUGGACAUUAGGAGAAGGCCAAGUUGUGAAAGUAAAGUAUGGGAAUGCAGAUGGGGAGUUCUGUAAGUUCCCUUUCAUGUUUAAUGAUAAGGAAUACAACAGCUGUACUGAUUCAGGUCGGUCAGAUGGCUUCCUUUGGUGCUCUACUACAUAUGAUUUUGACAAGGAUGGGAAAUACGGCUUCUGUCCACAUGAGUUGCUAUUUACCUUAGCUGGUAAUGCAGAAGGGAAGCCCUGCAAAUUCCCUUUUAAGUUUCAAGGCAGCACAUUUGACAGCUGCACCACUGAAGGGCGAACAGAUGGCUACAGGUGGUGUGCUACUACAGAAGACUACGACAAAGAUAAGCUGUAUGGCUUCUGUCCAGAAACAGCUUUAUCCACUGUUGGAGGAAAUUCUGAGGGUUCACCAUGUGUCUUUCCUUUCACCUUUCUGGGAAACAAGUACGACUCAUGCACUAGCUCUGGCCGCAGUGAUGGGAAACUAUGGUGUGCUUCAAGCAGUAACUAUGAUGAUGAUCGCAAGUGGGGGUUCUGUCCUGAUCAAGGUUACAGUCUUUUCCUAGUAGCUGCUCAUGAAUUUGGGCAUGCUCUAGGGCUAGAGCACUCUCAAGAUCCUGGAGCAUUAAUGGCUCCAAUUUAUACAUUCAUAAAAAACUUUCGGCUUUCACAAGAUGAUAUUACGGGGAUUCAAGAACUUUAUGGUCAGGGAUCCAAGGAAAAACCACGUCCUGGACCUGUCCCUACAAUGGGCCCUGUCACACCAGAUCUGUGCUCUAAAGAUGUUGUACUUGAUGCCAUGUCUCAAAUAAGAGGGGAAACAUUCUUUUUCAAAGACAGAUUUAUAUGGCGCACUCCAAACCCAAGAAAUAAACCAACAGGACCUCUACUUGUUGCUACUUUCUGGCCUGAGCUACCUGAUAAGAUUGAUGCUGUUUAUGAAGAACCUCAAGAAGAGAAGACUGUUUUCUUUGCAGGUAAUGAGUAUUGGGUCUACUUAUCAAGCACUUUGGAAAGAGGAUACCCGAAAAAGUUGACCAGUUUAGGACUACCUCCUGAUGUUGAUCGUGUUGAUGCUGCAUUCAACUGGAGCAAAAACAAAAAGACAUACUUCUUUACUGGGGACAAGUUCUGGAGAUAUAAUGAAGUAAAAAAGAAAAUGGACAUUGGUUUCCCCAAAUUAAUUGCAGAUGCAUGGAAUGGUGUACCAGAUAAUUUAGAUGCUGUGCUGGAUCAAACCGGAAGUGGGUACAGCUACUUUUUCAAAGACUGGUAUUACUUUCAAGUUGAAGACAAAAGUGUGAAGAUUGUAAAGGUUGGAAAUGUCAAAAAUGACUGGCUACGCUGCUGAAAUGUAUUCAUUUAGCUACGCUGUAUUCCUUAACAUGACCUUUCAUACUUGUAUGGCUUUUUUUGUUAUAGCAUAAUAAAGUAUUAUAAUGGACCAGUCUGGUACUGGUAUCUGAGGAGCUUAGGAAGAUAUGCUACAGUAACACUCAAACACUGCAAUAUUAAGAAUUUGUACAUUCCGCUAGAAUUUUUCACUUGCUCCAAUUAACUAUAUUAACUUCAGCUUAAAAUGUUUUGUAUUAUAGUAAGCAGCACUGCCAUACGUUUUUGGAUUAGUUUAAUGUUCAAUAACCAGGGAAGGAACAUGCUGCUUAAUCCUUUUCCUUAAUGAAUCAUCCACUAACCCAUUUGUAUAUAGGCACCGGCUGCCUAUACAUAAUUGUAACAUUAUGGAUUUUUGAUGAUAUGGCCCUUUUGCUGUAACUGCUUUUGAAAUUUUUGUUGUUUUGUUAAAUUCUCCUUGUUCACCAAACUGCAGUGAGAAAGAACAGUGUAAACGUUAUCAGCUAUUGUGUGCUGUUAUUUUGUUCACACAGCUGUAUUUUUAUCCAUAUUCCAAAUGAAAAUCUGUACAAUAUUUUGAUAACAAAAACUAAUUUUAAUUAUAAAAUAAAAAUAAAAAUAUU